AUGGCUUCCGACACAGUCGCUAGUGUCAAUCAGAAAUUCAACUGGGCCGACGACGACGAGGACGAAUUUGACUUGGAUAGCUGGAAUGCUACCGUCGACACCUCCGCGCCCACUGCCGCCGAGCUAGGCCCUCUCCAGGUCGCUCCCACUGGAGAUGACACGAAGGAAGGCGAAGUCUACACGCUAUCCCGCAUCUCCAACGAGCGCGCCUAUUGGGAUCCUCUCGCCAUCCAGGAGUCGUCAGACGCGGAGCCUACCCCGGAGGCAGAGGCAGAGCCAGUUGUUGAGCCGCCAGCUGAGCACUGGCAUAUCGCCGUACUUAGCUGCAGUCCAGAACAUCAGGUCAUGUCUGCGCGGUACACUCUUAUCACGCACGCUAUUGGUCCUUCUUAUGAAGGCAAAGAAGAGUCCGACGUCCCAGCCUAUCCAGAAUUGAGUGAGUACCCGGGCCACCGGUCUUACUAUGCGAGAGGGUUCCGGGACUGGAAGAUGAAACAUAGAGGUUUUUCGUCUAGAAAGGUCUAUCGUAAUUCGCCCUUGAACAUCGUCACUUCCAUCGACAAUGCGCAUGAGAUCGAUGACAUUGUCGACCCCGAAGAAGGGGCGGUAGAAGACGCCGAUCGCGAGAUGAACGAGGAGAUUGAUCGCAUGAUUGAUGAUCAAAUCACCAACCAUAUUGAUCAGUUCCAGUGGUUCUCCAGGACAGAACUUGAGAACUUUUACCACCAGUUCAAGGCUCAGGAGCAGAAAGCCGAGACUGGAGACGACGUGUCAGAUGAUGAUGAUAGCGAUUCGGACGACGGCUGGGAUCAAGAGGCUUACGAGCCAUACAACGGUCCUGUUCACGACGAAGAGAUGUCGCCGACAACCACUGCAUCAGUGGAGGACAACGAAACAACGUUCGCGAUUACCCGCCCAUUCGCCGACAAAGAAGAGGAGCUGGACUUCAACAACGUCGUAUUUGGAGACGAUGACAGCUGUGAUCAGUCGCAGAGUCAGGAUGAAACCGACUCUGAGCCCAGCGAUGAGGGCUAUGUUUCCUCUUCACCACCAGACACUCCUUUUUUCGAAACCUUCAACAAAGCGGACAGCGUAGACGCGCAAAACGCCUUCAAUCACAUCAAUGCGCGACUAAGCAUGUCAUCCAGGCGCCGCAAGACAAUUUGUCGGACGGAAUCCAUGGACGCGCUCAACACAUUUAGGCAAACUGCCAAGUUUGAGCAGCGUGUCGAGGACGCUUUUGAAGACGAUGAAGACGACGAGGACUUUGGAGAUCAACAGGAAAACUUCGGCAUCGAUGAUGAGCUGGAUACAUCAUCGGAUGUCAUGGAGAACACAGAGUUUGUCCUCGUCGUUACACCACCCGAGGAUGAGCAAAGCACGCAAGACUAUCUCUCCAGCCCUGCGACACCUUUAUCUUCAACAAGAGCCACUGUAUCCGCUUCGACUGAAGAGGACGACCAAGUCAUUUCCGUCAAAGACGAAUCACGCGGUAUCCUCAAUUCAGCCUUCACCUUCCCUAGCAUAUCCGCUGGUGAAGCCUCCCUCCCAAAGAAAGAGAUGAGUACCGCAGACACGGUAAUCGACACUUCCAAAACCUCCUCCCGGCGCUGGACCGAUCCGCCAAAGUACGACCCUACCCUUCCAAAUGUUUCACCAUCGCCCAGUCAUCGGCACCCAAGGCACACGAAGCAUGCAAAGCAUAGCUCUGUCUCACUGGACUAUGUUGUCGGCGCCGUCUCAAAGAGCUGGCUCUACGUGGGCCAAGUGCCCUGGACGCAGAUUGGUAUCAUGGGCGCUGGAGUAGUCGCCGGUGGAUUGUUAAGCAUGGCGGGGCGUACCUGA
Alternaria triticimaculans is the source of this 1845-nucleotide messenger RNA. RefSeq lists its product as uncharacterized. NCBI's taxonomy places the organism in Eukaryota, Fungi, Ascomycota, Dothideomycetes, Pleosporales, Pleosporaceae. Bases 1 to 1845 code for a protein of 614 amino acids. The transcript has a single exon. The record is from RefSeq and is a predicted model, not a curated record.